Messenger RNA from Mizuhopecten yessoensis (Yesso scallop), 3224 nucleotides. Its product is annotated as chitotriosidase-1-like. The coding region runs from base 30 to 1658 and encodes 542 amino acids. Gene Ontology annotation, molecular function: chitinase activity; chitin binding. Lineage: Eukaryota; Metazoa; Mollusca; Bivalvia; Pectinida; Pectinidae. The transcript has 10 exons. Gene Ontology annotation, cellular component: extracellular region. The record is from RefSeq and is a predicted model, not a curated record. Gene Ontology annotation, biological process: carbohydrate metabolic process; chitin catabolic process.
GUAGACGGAGUGGGACAUUAAAAGGCACGAUGGCGUCCAUUCGAUCUAUAACUAUUACUGUUCUUCCGGUAUUGCUAUGGAUUGUGGGUGUGGCCAGUGGAGGGUACGUCCGCGUGUGUUACCACAACAUCAUGUCCCGGCACCGCCAGUCCGCCGGUAGAUUCCAGCCAGAAGACAUCAACCCUCAUCUCUGUACCCAUGUUGUAUACGCCUUCGGCGAGAUAGACAGCUACGACCUGAAUGGAACUGCAAUCAGUAACGCAAGCUCACCUGAUGAUGCUGACAUGUUUGAAAGAACAGUAUCCCUCAAGAAGCAGAACCCACAUUUAAAGGUGCUUCUGGCUGUUGGAGGCUGGCUUAAUGGCGUUGCUGAGUUUGUAAAACUUGUUGAAAACGAGGCUAACAUGCGCCUGUUUGCAAGUAAUGUUAUCACGUUCCUACGAGAUCGAGGCUUCGAUGGUUUCGACUUGGAUUGGGAGUAUCCUGGUCACCGGGGAAGUCCAGCUGAGGACAAACAACGCUUCACUACCUUGAUUCAGAUCCUUCGUGACACAUUCGAAGAGGAAGCGACUAGUUCGGGUCUGGAGUGUCUCUUACUGACAGUCGCGGUAGGAGCCAGUCAAUGGAUCACACAGACCGCGUACGAGGUGGACAAGCUAGCCAGUAAUUUGGACUACAUUUUUCUGAUGUCAUAUGAUUUACAUGGACCUUGGGACGGUCGCCUCGGACACCAUAGUCCAUUAUACAAACGAACCGGGGAGUCACCGUCGGAUAGUCGCCUUAACCAGGAUUGGGCGGUACACAACUGGCUGUCACUGGGUGCCCCUCGUGACAAGUUGGUGAUGGGUAUUGGUCUGUACGGACGAACCUUCACCACGUGGUGGCCUUCUAACCAGCCCAAGAAGCUAGGGAUGGGAUCAAAAAGUGGCGGCGAAGCUGGGUUAUACACCAAUGAAACGGGCGUCCUAGCGUAUUAUGAGGUGUGUGAUAAUAUCCGGAACAAAGGUUGGACCGUGGCGCGUCACCCCGAACAUAUGGUGCCAUAUGCGUACAGCGAUGACCAGUUUGUCGGCUACGAUGACGUGGAAAGCGUAAGAGUCAAGAGUGAGUAUAUAAAGACACAGGGCCUCGCAGGAGCCAUGGUUUGGUGUUUCGACUUGGAUGAUUUUAGCGGCCAAUUUUGCAACCAAGGUCCUUACCCUCUUCUCCAGAAGAUCAAUGAUGUUUUGCGAUCAGGUCAACGUACACAGACAGCACCUGUGCGAACACCUACUCCAAAAAUAGCCUCGACGCCAGCACCUACUCCAAAAAUAGCCUCGACGCCAGCACCUACACCAAAAAUAGCCUCGACACCAGCACCUACUCCAAAAAUAGCCUCGACGCAAGCACCUACACCAAAAAUAGCCUCGACACCAGCACCUACACCAAAAGUAACGUCGGCGCCAGUACCUUCUCCUAAAAGAACAUCAGUUCCUACCGUUGGUCCGAGUACAUCUUGUGUAGAUGAACCAAGUAGCUGUCCACAUGGGACCUUCUUAGUGGACCCAUGUGACCAAGCAUGUUACUACCAGUGUGCGCAUGAUACUGCCCAUCACCGAUGCUGUAUUUCCGGCUUGCACUGGGACACGUCCUUGAACACUUGUGUUUUCGCAGUGUAACCGUUCUCCUACUUGCUUUACAGGGUAAAUCUUACUAUGAUAAAGAAUAUACAACAACUGUGUUACUUAAAAUGUAUAGUAGCCACCCUAAUUUCAUCAAUACGAAAUAGUUAAUGCUGUGCUUUAACAUAAACGACAAUAUGUACAUUGUAUAUGACCAUGAACGUCUUAUCUCAUUUUGUCCUUUUGAAAAAAUGAUUGCACUGUUAUACCAAUUAUGAAAAUAUGUUUUCCUGUGCAGUGAGCAUGACAACGAAGCGACAAGCUCCUUUUCUGAGCAACUAUACGCACAACAACCAACCAACGAGCCUUACCUGUGUAAAAACGUGGUGUGGUGUACUGGCAGCAUAUUCAAAACUAUUUUAAACAUGACGUAUUGUGUUGUGCGGUGAAAAAUUUAUUGUAAUAUUGUAUUGUCACGUUGUUUGACGUAAUUUUCAUUGAGACAUGAGUGACUUUUCUGUUUUGUUUUUGCCCUGUCCGCGAUAGUAAAGAGAGAAAAGCAUUAGUAUAUACAUUACAUAGCGACAUAGUAUAAGGGGAGAUAACCGUAUACUGUAGCUGACACAAUUAAGUAUUAGGAGAAAAAUAUAUUGACGGAAAAAAAAGUAACGUAACUUGUUUGUGGUAAAUUCCAGUGCUAUUCAAUACCACAUUUGUUCUCCGCGGGCCGAAAUCACUGCCCGUACCCUCCUCACCAUAGAUCUCAUCAGCCUUUUAAUUCUUUGAACUGGAAUAUUGUUCCAUUCGCUAGAAGUGCAUGCGUAAGGUGGGCGACGUUGCUUUGUUCGUUGGCACGUUUUCCAAACAGCCUGUUCAGUUUGCCCCACAAGUGUUCAAUGGGGGACAAAUCUGGACUGCAUGGUGGCCAAUCAAGUACUGGGACGUUGUUUUGGAUUAGAAAACGACGACACAUCCUUGAAACACGUGGCCUCGUAUUGUCCUGCUGAAAGGUUAGCUUCUGCUAAGAGAUAAGAUGAAUAACGGUGGGCUUGAUGGUUUUAUCCCGGUAUAUAACGGCUGUGAGUGUAAAAUUGCCCGGGUGACAACUAAAAGGCGCUUAAUACCAUACGAAAUGCCCUCCACCACUCCCAACAACCCCUCCCCCUUCAACCAAAACAGAUCCUCCUCAAAAUCUGUUAGCGUAUCGUUCACUGUGUUGGGAUACACGUUGCCGCCCAUCUGUAUAAUGUAAAUAAAGAUAUAACGUACUCUGUCCACUCAUUACUUGUGUUGGUGGCGAAACACACAUGAAUAGUAUAGAAACUUUUGAUGUACAUGCAUGUACCCACUGUUGCACGGUUUUCUACAUUCGUGUUAUAUUUUUUGUUGAAAUUACAUGUAAUAAGUUUUAUAAAGACCUUUUAUCUGAUGUAUGUUUUAAACAAUGCCAAUGGCACACAGCUAUUUCAGUCUGAUUAUCAUAUAUUUGGGUGGUUUUUUUCAAUAUAUUUUGAAAAACGUAGUAUAGGAACGAAACGGCAGUUGCCUCCCUUCCCUUGUCAUAUGUAAUAUGUUGGUACAUGUACGUCAAACAGUCUGUGAUCAACGUCAGUGGGACAGGAC